Molecule: messenger RNA, 1626 nt
Organism: Alternaria viburni
Lineage: Eukaryota; Fungi; Ascomycota; Dothideomycetes; Pleosporales; Pleosporaceae
Exons: 4
Coding region: 1-1626 (541 amino acids)
Source: RefSeq, a predicted model, not a curated record
AUGGCCUACCACUCAGCCUACCGCGGCAUUGCGACGGGUGCCAACGGCGAAUUUGAUCACUUUGUGCGGACAAUCGACCCAUCACAUUUGGAAGGCGGGUAUUGGAGGUUCCAGACUAUCGACGAUGACCGGCGCGCAAUGGCCCGCGGCUUCACAACACCUGAGGAUGUUCUCCAAGCUGCCGACUCCAGCGACGACAGGUUCGACGAGAUCAUACUAAGAUGGGUGAGGGGCGCAAACGAUACAAGCUUCAAGAUGGCGAUGUCGGGUACGGCGCAUCAUCAUCUCCAAACGAUCUACGAACUGCGCUCGAUGCUUCAUCUGCCCAUGUCGUCCAGAGGGCAAGUGCCGCUCUACCCAAUCAGCACCAACCCACGUCUUAAGCAGUACUGGGAAGCGAAAUACAGAGCCCAACGACCUACCCCGAUCGAUCCCGCGAUUCAGCUACCAGAACGGCCCAUCUCAUCUCCAGUGACACCAGGGCCUGUACACUCGACUUCAUCGCAAGCUCAGCACGCAGAACCAGCGACACCGAAGUCCCCCAUUGGCAGAGUUACCAGGGCACGCAGCGCGAAGCUAUCGCAAGCAGCGGGACCGAAACCUGCAGCCAAAACUAAAUCAGUCAAACAAAGAACCAGUGCUACUACAUUGCCUGCAGGCCAGCUUUCGCCUACAUCUUCAUCGUUAGAAAAGGUCAAGAUUUCACUUCCUCCUUCCAAAGCGAAAAGUCAGCAGCAGGCUCCCUCCCAACGCUUCGAAACGCAACCGUUGAUACCCGCACAACCUGGCAAUGAUCGAAGGGAUGGUCGCAAUGCAGGUUCCUCCGCCAACAAAGGACACAAACCGAUCGCAGCUCCGACAACGCCAUCUGCUUUCGACGAUGAUGAUAGCAUCCCCGGUGUAUCAAUAAGCCCGCACGCGCCUCACAAUGCUUCCUCAAAGACCCCUACGAUGGGCUCACAAGAAGUCUCGUCCGAAGACCGAUAUAGCCCUCUACAGUUACCAGCAAGCUCCCCGGCGCAUCACACCGAAGGUACAAAUAUCGAAGAGCCAAUCGCGGCCGUUGGGUCGUGCAACACGGCAACCAAUGGGCAGGCUUAUGCUUCUCGGGGGAGACAACAGCCUUCAAUUAGCGACCUUCGGUCGCUCAGCACAUCAGACGUAUCUACACUGGGUACUAAAGCCGUAGCCGUAGCGGAGAAGCCGGUAGAAACUAUCUCCGAGCCAUGGGGCAGUUACAUGAAAGGCCUUGAACAGCUUCCAUGUGUAGAUUGCGGAGAAGAUGAAGGACACCAGCUGGACUGCAAUCUUGGGAGCAUUACACCAAUGCAGAACCUCACCGUCCUCGACUAUCGCACCCUUGCCGACGCUGUCGAGCAAUUCGAUCCUGGCCCAUGGACAACCCACUUCGUUCCUCCCGAACCCGAACCUGAAGACGCGGCGACACAAAUGAGAGGCAUGGCCGCCGUCAUAAGGAAUGAGGAUAGCUACAAACAAGAUGCCGAGCUUCACGGACUACCUGAUGACCUCAUGAUGAUGUUGUGGGCUUUCAAGACUUCGGACAAUGUUCAGGUUAUCAAUGAGGAAGAUUGGGAUUCCGGCAUCGGCGAGUUCGAGAUGUGGUGA